AAGGCAGUCAGCUACGAUUCGUUUCAGACGCAUUUCUCCCAUUGGAAAUUCAGUAGAAAAUUCAUUUUUUAAAGCAAGUGUGUGAAAAAUCUGAUAGCACUAGUGUGUCAACCGUGUCACUUUAGGAAUCUAUCUGAGCAUUACUUUAGUUUUUUUCUGUUAUUAAAUUAAAUUUUGGUUUUUUCAAUUUUGCAUUAGCCGAUUGAAAACAUGACUUCGAUUGAAUCCAAACGCGUGCAAUAUCGCAAGUACCUGGAACGUGCUGGAGUCAUCGAUGCACUUAGCAAGGCUCUAAUUAAGCUCUACGAGGAACAGAACAAGCCCGAAGAUGCCAUACGAUUUGUACGUAAAUUCAUGUGUGAAAGCUGCCCGGAUGAUGCCCAGUAUGAUGUGAUGAAGAACGAUCUGGAUGAGGCCAAGACGACUAUAUCGCGCUUGGAGCAGGAACUGGAGCGUCUCCGUGGACAAAUCAAGAAAUCACCAGAAGAGUACCAGGAGCUUACUAUGGCUGGCUACAAAUCCCUCAUUGAUGACGAGGAGAAUGUCAGUUCUCUAUUGCGUAAAUACCUCACACCUGAACUGUUGGAGGAAUACAUGUUGGUAACGACGUCGCCCCCUGUGGAAGCUUAUCUGUAUGAUUGUGCCGUUUCUGGUUUUGAGCAUCAUGACUCCCAUGUGGGCAUCUAUGCGGCCGAUCCUGAAAGUUAUGACGUCUUCACAAAGCUUUUUGAUCCGAUCAUCAAGGAGUACCAUGGUCAGGAGGAGAACGAAAGCGAUGUUCUCCAAAAGGACAUCGACUGGGGCAAUGUGGAUGAAAUUGAGAAUCUUGAUGCGGAACGCAAGUAUAUACUCUCCGCCCGUAUUCGCAUUGCCCGCAACAUUGAGGGUUAUCCCUUCUUCCCGAAACUGACCGAGAAGCAGCUGAUCGAGGUGGAGGAUAAGGUGCGUGCCGCCACAGAGACCAUGGAUGGGGAGCUAAUUGGCACCUAUCUGACAUUGGCUGACAUUGAUACGGAGACCCAGCAGGAGAUGGUCAAGCGUCACAUACUCUUCCAGCGAGGAGAUCGUUAUCUGCAGACCGCUGGUUGCUUCCGCUUCUGGCCCACUGGUCGCGGUGUCUAUCAUAAUCCUGCCGAGACAUUUUUAAUUUGGGUCAACGAGGAGGAUCAUCUGCGCAUCAUAUCGAUGGCGCAGUGCGGUGAUUUGGGUGAUGUCUAUCAGCGUCUGGUCAACGGCAUUACGGAGCUGGAGAAGAAUCUAACCUUUGGUCGCCAUCAAAGCUAUGGCAAUCUGAGUGCGUGUCCCACCAAUUUGGGCACCACACUCCGUGCCUCGGUCCACAUUCGCCUGCCGCUGUUGAGCAAGGACGAGGAGCGACUGAAGGCCAUGGCAGAGGAACUGUCUCUGCAGAUCCGAGGCACUGGAGGCGAGCACACAGCCAUUGAGGAUGGCGUCAUGGACAUCUCGAACAAGCGCCGUCUGGGCUUCACAGAGUUCGAGUUGGUGAAGUCCUUGCAGGAUGGUAUUGUGGCCCUAAUCAACGCCGAGGAGGAGCUCGAGAUAGCUGGACAGGAGGGCUAAAAUCUCUGGUGGAUUCCACCAGGAAACGCAAAUGUGAAUGGAAACUGAAUGUGCGAGUGCUGAACGUGGAUCUGGACAAGUCUAAACCAAUUAAGAUAUAGUUAAAAUUACACGAAUAUUUGAUUAAAUAAAUUUGAGACCUCUUCAAUAGUU
Messenger RNA from Drosophila innubila, 1734 nucleotides. Its product is annotated as arginine kinase. Gene Ontology annotation, biological process: phosphocreatine biosynthetic process. Gene Ontology annotation, molecular function: creatine kinase activity. NCBI's taxonomy places the organism in Eukaryota, Metazoa, Arthropoda, Insecta, Diptera, Drosophilidae. The transcript is spliced from 3 exons. The coding region runs from base 211 to 1581 and encodes 456 amino acids. The record is from RefSeq and is a predicted model, not a curated record.